This is a messenger RNA of Lasiosphaeria miniovina, 1804 nucleotides long. RefSeq lists its product as uncharacterized. The coding region runs from base 26 to 1804 and encodes 592 amino acids. NCBI's taxonomy places the organism in Eukaryota, Fungi, Ascomycota, Sordariomycetes, Sordariales, Lasiosphaeriaceae. The record is from RefSeq and is a predicted model, not a curated record. The transcript is spliced from 3 exons.
CCGGCCUCAAGAGGACCUUUUCCGAAUGAUACAAGUGCGCAAUGGCUUCUGGGAUAGAGCCGGCAACGAACUUCAAAAAACUGAGGGGUGGCUGCGGAGCACUCUGAAAACACUCGAUCGCCCGCUCAUCUUCGCCAUUGACGGCCUGGAGUGCGACAGACAAUCUCGGGGGCGUCUGCUCACUUCGCUGAAAGCCGUCUCGGGCAAGACUUCGAUUCUCAAAAUUCUGCUUUCCACCCGACCCGAAGAGAGGAUCUUGGAGCAACUGAACGGAAUGGGUAAGAUUCAAAUGGAAUGCAGUGCCACGCGGGACCGCCUGGUCGUGGAGAAGACAGCUGCGACCCCGCUUUCCUACUUGCCCGACCAGGUGAAAGUGCUCGUUAUGGAAGCGCUAUCCUGCUCAGCACGGGGCAGCGGGAUAUGGACGAGGAUGAUAGUCGAGCUCAUCGAAACCUGCGCCAUCAGGGCACUGGGUCCAAUGCGUGCAUUUCUAGACGAGAUGCCACAGGCCAGCCAGCUCCGGGAGCUGUAUGCGAGCCUGUAUUCGCGCUACACAGCCGAUGACCCUGAGAAUCAAAUCCCUGCGACCACGGCCUUGGAAAUCCUCGCAGUCGCUAGAUGGCCUCUGAGCAUGCUAGAACUUGGCUGGGCUGUGGCCCUCGGCGCCGCUGACGAAACGGUCCGGAACGUGGACGCGCUUGCCCAGCGGGUAGACUACCAAAGGUUCAUGAGCUUGAUUCAGCCAUUCGUGGCUCAUGUCGACUUUGUUGAAGUGGCGAAACACCAGGUCAAACUUGUGCAUCAGUCAGUGAAGGAGUUUGUCAUCAACUUCAUCAGCCUUGCAUCGGAUGAGCCCAGCAAGCCUAUCAGGGCCUAUGCAACACUAGCACCACCGCUUCCGGCGCCUAUGCGGCGGCAGCGCAUGGAGCAGCUAGAGGCAGGCAUCCUAGCCAUCUCCGUCAGGUAUCUUCUCCUCCACGAAAUUGGCGAGAAUAACCUGCUUGCCGAAGAGCGCUUGGUGCUCGAGGAGCUGCCACAAGAUCCCGACCUGUUCGACGAUGACCAUGUACCGACCGAAUGCGGCUUCGGUGAGCUGUUUGUCUAUGCUUCGUGCCACUGGACCGAGCACUUUAGAGCCGUCUCAGCUGCGUCUCUCCUCCCAAGCGUCGCCGACAUAGAGGUUUUGUGCCGGGCUGGCUCGACGCGGUUGCACAGCUGGAUCGUGCAGAACUGUCGCCCAGAUUGUGCGACCAGGCCCAGGCUCGCAUUCGACAGCAGCCUGUAUGGCGCGCUCAACAUCACUUCUCUCUACGGCUCGGAGGCCAUGCUCCAGCGUGUGCUUAACGAGUCGGAUUUGGACGGUCCGGGGGAUGCAUUCCUCCCCAGACCGGUCAUGAAAGCUGCAGACCAGAUCCUCCAGUGGAUUGAAGGGCGAUGGGGCAGCGCUCUCUUGAGCAAGGCCGUCAGAGUGGUGUGCCUGCCCAUGGCUCGGGGACGGUUCGGCGCGGCUCAGCACCGGAUCCGGCUCAGCACCGAAUUGCUGGACAUUUCCCAGUCCGAGAGCAGCUUAAUUGGAACGGCCGUCUGUGGCAACCACGUCAACGUUAUGGGAUACUUGCUGGUGCAGCAAGGCAUUGAGGCGCACGUCCUGCACCGCAACGUCCGCGGCGAGAAUGUGCUGCACUUGGCAUCGCGGUACUGCAAUCCCGCCGUUUUUCGGCAGCUGGUGCCCCGUCUCAAACAUGAUGUGUACCAGAGGGAUGCAGGGCGACACGGUCUUGACUCGGAUUAUUCUCAGCAGUAG